Molecule: messenger RNA, 2032 nt
Organism: Spea bombifrons (plains spadefoot toad)
Lineage: Eukaryota; Metazoa; Chordata; Amphibia; Anura; Pelobatidae
Gene: MDM4
Product: MDM4 regulator of p53
Exons: 11
Coding region: 171-1595 (474 amino acids)
Biological process (GO): negative regulation of apoptotic process; protein ubiquitination; regulation of cell cycle
Cellular component (GO): nucleus
Molecular function (GO): ubiquitin-protein transferase activity
Source: RefSeq, a predicted model, not a curated record
CCGGAAGUGUGCUAUUCCGCCAUGAUGCGGAAGCUGAUGUUCCGUGGGAGAUGGCGCCCUUCUAUCUUUUACUUUUUGUGAGAGAGGAGAGAAGCAUCCUCUGGGGCAAGAUGCGGGGCAUAAGGGAACGUAUGUAGGGUACAAACUCAUCCAGCGUAAUCACUGCCAGAAUGUCAACUUCUACCUCCACUCAACAACGAACGGAAAGGGAUUCUUCCCUUCGAAGUAUAUCAGGCGCUGAAGGGAACCCGGUACGACCACAGCCAGCACUACUGAAGCUUCUGCAGACAGUGGGAGCAAGAGGAGACACAUUUACCUUAAAACAGGUUAUGCAUUAUCUGGGACAAUAUAUCAUGGUUAAACAGCUCUUUGACAAACAACAACAGCAUAUUGUCCAUUGUGGCGCUGAUGAGCUUGGUGAAUUGCUGGGCAUUACAACCUUCUCUGUGAAGGACCCAAGUCCCCUGUAUGAAAUGCUGAAGAAGAAUCUAUAUCGAAUCUCUUGCACAGAUGCCGCAGACAGUUCCUCAAGUGACCAAACACAGGAUACGGGCGGUUUCGAGCCAGAGAAGACGCCUAAACAAGGAAUUGGCAUUGGAGAUGGAAGUAGACCGUUAAGUGACAAUACAAAUGAAGCUGCUUGUUCAUCUUUUCUCAAACGCCAUGCAGAAGAUGUUGAAGAUCCAGAAAAUUCCAAACAGCCACGUCUGGACUUGGCAUUUGAAGAGUGGGAUGGAGCUGGCUUGCCCUGGUGGUUUUUAGGGAAUUUGAGGGCAAAUUAUAGUCCACAGAGUAAUGGAUCCACAGACAUCCCUUCCAAUCAGGAUAUCGACACAGCCCUUGUGUCAGACAGCACUGAUGACCUGUGGUUCCUUAAUGACUGCCGCUCUGAUCAGAUCAAUGUGGAGGUUAAAGUAGAGACUCUAGACUCACAAGAUAGUGAAGGAAAGGAAGUCAAGGAAGAUGAAGGCAAAAAGGUGAUCGAAUUAACCAUUAAUGAGGAUGAUCUGGAGGACACUCAGAGUCUAAGUGAUACAGACACAGAGCUCACUUCUGAGGAUUGCUGGCAGUGUGCGAAUUGCCACAAAUUUAACUCGCCAGUGAAACGUUACUGCUUUCGAUGCUGGGCACUAAGGAAGGACUGGUACGCAGACUGUCCUCGUCUCGUGCACACUUUGUCAACACCUGUAAUUCCUGCCAAGUCCUGUGCUGGAGAAGACAAGGAUGGAAUUGACAUUCCUGACUGCCGCAGAACUGUCUCAGCACCAAUGGUGAGGCCGCAAGUAGCUUACAGCAGACCUCCCUCAUCCUCGCUGGACUCAUUAGACCUUGCAGCAAGUUCCAAAACUUUAUCAGCAAGCACAGAUACACUACUCAGUUUCCAGUCAGAGGAGGUGACCCUAGAAUCUAGUCGUCCUUUACUACAGCCGUGCCAGCUCUGCCAGAGAAGGCCUCGUAAUGGCAAUGUGGUACAUGGACGCACUGCUCACAUGGUAGCGUGUUUUACGUGUGCACGUAGCCUUCAGAAGACUCGUAAAGGAUGUCCUGUGUGUCAGAAACCCAUACAGAUGGUGGUGAAAACAUAUGUGGCCUAACUGGAGGGCAUUAUAAAGUACUUUUGUUUUUUUUGGUGUCUUCGCCUAUCACUUCCUGCUGCCAUCACAGCUGGGGCCGAUGGAAAUCCUAUAUGGAACCAUUCUAUGCAUUUUAAGCUCUUUGUGUUUUGUCCCUCAAGCACCUUUUAUUUUGAAGACCAUGAAGGGUUUUGCUCUGAAGUUCAAUAAAGGAAGAACUUGUAUUUUGUUUACUUGGGGAGUUGGGAGUCUUAGCUCACAAACUCCUAGAAGGCACUGGAGGUAUAAUUUCUUUUGCCUUCAACAUAAGACCAUGCAUUAUCACUGCCAUGAAGUGUUUGUUGUACAAUACUGCUCACCAACAAUUGCCAAGGUGACUACUGUGGUUCAACGUUUUCAGUGAUUAUUAAAUUAAAAUAUUAGUAUUUUUCCAAGCUUGUAUAGUUUAUAAUGGAAAA